GAGUUACCUUUUUAUCCUCAUAACAAUAAAGAUCCAAUUGUUGAUUUCUCGCCUGAUGAAUUAUUAUUGAAUGGAUUCCCCACAACUAAGUUGAGUACUGAUGGAUUUGUUGAUUUUCAUCAUUUAAAAUUAUGUUCUUCAAACGCCAAACAAAUGUCCAAAUAUUUGAUUUUAUGCAUGGGAUUUAGAGAGAUUGCUUAUAAAGGUUUAGAAAAUGAUUCGAGAUUGGUAGCUUCUCAUGUUAUAUCAAAUGGAAAGGUUGUAUUAGAAAUAGUCAAUACCUUGGAAACGGUUGAAGAUGAUAAUAUGUUAAAAUUACCAUAUUUCCAAAGGGAUUUAAAGAAAUUUAAAGAGGUUAAUAAUUUGGAUUAUUUGAAUGAUUUGAAGAUCACAAUCGAUGAUUUGGUAUUUGAUUUUGUUAACAAUAGAAUAGAAAGCUUUUCAAAUAAACUUUCUUCUUCAAUGGUAUCGGCUAAUUCCGAUGGACAUAACUUUAGAUUAGGUAAAAAGAUUUAUAAUAAAAUUGUGAAUUCAAGAAGUUUCAGAAAAUCUAUUGAUGACUACAAUAAUUUUAUUAUAAAUACAAUCAAUAAUUCAGAAAUAAUUUACAAUGAUAUUAUGGAGUGUUCUUUAAUUCAAAAGUUUUUAAAAUCUCAUUGUGAAGGUGUAAUGGAUAUAUCUUUUUUAGUAGAAAAUGUGGACCAAGCAUUUGAAAAAUCAAUAAAGGCUGGUGCUGGAAUUAUAAGACUUCCUAGAAUUAUUCAAGACAAGCAUGGCUCGGUUAAAUUGGCCACUAUAACAAUUCCAAAGACGGAUAUUCAACAUACUUUAAUUGAAAAUAUUGAUUAUAAGGGUAAUUUCUUACCACAUUAUUCUUCAAGCAUAAUUGAAACUACUUCUGAGAUAGAUCUGUUAUUACCCCGAGUUGAAUUAACUUGUGUAGAUCAUUGCGUUGAAAACUAUUCUUGGAACCAAAUGAUGAAUCAGGCUAAAUUCUAUGCCAAAAUUUUCGGGUUCCAUAAGUUUUGGUCAGUUGAUGAGCAAGAUGUGUUUACUGGAGAAACUGCUUUAAGAUCAAUAGUUAUGGCUUCAAGUAACGGGAAAAUUAAAAUGCCAAUCAAUGAACCAGCUAAGAGUAAAAUGAGAGGUCAAAUUGAAGAAUUUAAUGAUUUUAAUGGAGGUCCCGGAGUUCAGCAUAUUGCUUUAAGAACUUAUGAUAUCAUUUCCACAGUUAGUUCCUUAAAGAAAAGAGGUAUUGAAUUUAAUACUACAUCUUUGAAGUAUUAUGAGACUUUAGAAGCCAGAUUAAUAAAGGAUGAUAUCAAAUUAAAGGAAGAUUUCCAAGUUUUAAAAUCUUUGAACAUUUUGGUUGAUUAUGAUCCAAAAACUAGAAAUAAUAAAUCUAAGCACUGUAAUUAUAUUUUACAAAUAUUUACUAAACCAUUGCACGAUCGUCCUACAUUAUUUAUCGAAAUAAUUCAAAGACACCAUCAUAAUGGAUUUGGUAAAGGAACAUUUAAGGGAUUAUUUGAAACCAUAGAAGAACAGCAAAGAAUAAGAGGUACUUUAGUCCCCAUGGUUGAAUAGUUUAGUUUUAUUUUUCUAACAUAAUAUAAAUUACAACGUUGCAUUUUCUUAUUGGUG
Scheffersomyces amazonensis is the source of this 1644-nucleotide messenger RNA. RefSeq lists its product as uncharacterized. Gene Ontology annotation, biological process: L-tyrosine catabolic process. The transcript has a single exon. The record is from RefSeq and is a predicted model, not a curated record. Gene Ontology annotation, molecular function: 4-hydroxyphenylpyruvate dioxygenase activity. The coding region runs from base 154 to 1587 and encodes 477 amino acids. Lineage: Eukaryota; Fungi; Ascomycota; Pichiomycetes; Serinales; Debaryomycetaceae.